Molecule: messenger RNA, 9549 nt
Organism: Erpetoichthys calabaricus (reedfish)
Lineage: Eukaryota; Metazoa; Chordata; Cladistia; Polypteriformes; Polypteridae
Gene: kif1b
Product: kinesin family member 1B
Biological process (GO): microtubule-based movement; vesicle-mediated transport; cytoskeleton-dependent intracellular transport
Cellular component (GO): microtubule; kinesin complex; dendrite
Molecular function (GO): microtubule binding; ATP hydrolysis activity; ATP binding
Source: RefSeq, a predicted model, not a curated record
AUUGGCUGCCAACAGACUGGCUGGGAGGCUUUCAGUCUAAUCGAAGCCGGGGGAAUCGCUGUUUGGACUGGUUGUUUUCUUCUUCUUCUUCUACGCCGCUAAGUGACUUCGUGCUUGUGCUAAUUUACCCUUUUAAGACCUUCUUGAGCUGCCACUCUGAGCGAGGGGUGAUACGGAGCGAAAUGGAGCUUUACAGUAAUGGAGUGUUGUGACAGCGGAAGGAUUGCAGUGUCUCCUUGUGCGUGCGGCCAAAGCUGCGGGCAGUGACUCUUUUGGAGCAGCGGCCAGGUGUGUCCAUUCCCUUACUGGAAUUGUAUAGCACAUUUUGAAAAAGCAGCAAGAUGUCUGGGGCCUCAGUUAAGGUGGCUGUCCGGGUUCGGCCGUUCAACUCCAGAGAGAUCAGCAAGGAAUCGAAAUGUAUUAUCCAGAUGCAGGGCAAUUCUACCACGAUCAUUAAUCCUAAGAACCCAAAGGAGCCAGCCAAGUCUUUCAGCUUUGAUUAUUCCUACUGGUCACAUACUUCGUUGGAAGACCCUUCUUUUGCCUCACAGUAUCGUGUUUACAAUGACAUUGGAAAAGAGAUGUUGCAGCAUGCCUUUGAAGGGUACAAUGUGUGUAUUUUUGCAUACGGACAGACUGGAGCUGGGAAGUCUUAUACUAUGAUGGGGAAGCAGGAAGAAGGGCAGGAGGGUAUCAUUCCACAGCUCUGUGAAGAACUCUUUGAGAAAAUCAAUGACAACAGCAACGAGGAAAUAUCAUACUCCGUGGAGGUGAGCUACAUGGAAAUUUAUUGUGAGAGGGUGCGAGAUUUAUUAAACCCUAAAAACAAAGGAAACCUGCGUGUCCGGGAACACCCUCUUCUGGGGCCAUAUGUAGAAGAUCUUUCCAAACUUGCUGUGACCUCCUAUACAGACAUUGCAGACCUGAUGGAUGCAGGAAACAAAGCUCGAACCGUUGCUGCGACCAACAUGAAUGAAACCAGCAGCCGCUCACAUGCUGUUUUCACAAUAGUGUUCACUCAGCGUAAACAUGACCCUGAAACGGACCUCUCAACAGAAAAAGUCAGCAAAAUCAGCUUGGUGGAUCUGGCUGGCAGUGAAAGAGCUGACUCUACAGGGGCUAAAGGGACAAGGUUAAAGGAGGGUGCAAAUAUCAACAAAUCUCUGACAACAUUAGGAAAAGUCAUUUCAGCCCUAGCAGAAGUGGACAAUUGCACCAGCAAGAGCAAGAAGAAGAAGAAGACAGACUUCAUACCGUAUAGGGACUCUGUACUGACUUGGCUGCUCAGGGAGAAUUUAGGAGGUAAUUCCAGGACGGCAAUGGUGGCAGCACUAAGCCCUGCUGAUAUCAACUAUGAUGAAACACUUAGCACUUUACGGUAUGCAGAUCGAGCCAAGCAAAUCAAGUGUAAUGCGGUGAUCAAUGAAGAUCCUAAUGCUAAGCUGGUGCGUGAACUGAAAGAGGAAGUGACCAGACUGAAAGACCUGUUACGUGCACAGGGUCUAGGAGACAUUCUGGACAUUGUUCCAAUUGAAGAUGAUUACCCAGGAAGUGGAAGCAAAUCACCCAUGGGCUCCCUGACUGCCUCCCCAUCCUCCUGCUCUCUAAGCAGCCAGACUGGCCUGCAGUCAGUCUCCAGUAUUCAGGAACGUAUCAUGUCGACGCCAGGGAGUGAAGAGGCCAUAGAACGACUAAAGGAAUCAGAGAAAAUUAUUGCAGAGCUCAAUGAGACUUGGGAGGAGAAGCUGAGGAAGACAGAGGCCAUACGAAUGGAAAGGGAGGCCUUACUUGCUGAAAUGGGAGUGGCCAUUCGUGAGGAUGGAGGAACGCUUGGUGUCUUCUCUCCCAAGAAGACUCCUCAUCUUGUUAACCUUAAUGAAGAUCCUCUGAUGUCUGAAUGUCUUCUUUAUUACAUCAAAGAUGGCAUUACAAGAGUGGGCCAAGCAGAUGCAGAGCGGCGACAGGAUAUUGUUCUGAGUGGUGCACACAUUAAAGAGGAGCACUGCAUCUUUCGGAGUGAAAGGAAUGCAAGUGCAGAGGUUGUGGUCUUGUUGGAGCCAUGUGAAGGUUCAGAGACAUAUGUGAAUGGAAAACGAGUCUGUGAACCAGUGCAGCUGCGCUCUGGCAAUCGCAUUAUAAUGGGUAAGAAUCAUGUGUUUCGAUUCAACCAUCCCGAGCAAGCCCGAGCAGAGCGGGAGAAAACCCCCUCUGCAGAGACUCCCUCGGAACCUGUGGACUGGACCUUUGCUCAGAGAGAACUCCUUGAGAAGCAGGGGAUUGAUAUGAAGCAGGAAAUGGAGAAAAGACUCACAGAAAUGGAGAUUUUGUAUAAGAGAGAAAAGGAGGAAGCUGAUCAGCUACUUGAGCAGCAAAGACUGGUAUAUGAGAGCAAGCUUCAGGCCCUGCAGAAACAAGUGGAAACACGGUCACUAACUGCUGAAACCACGGAGGAAGAAGAGGAGGAUGAUGAAGAGGUCCAGUGGACUCCACAUGAGUUUGAGCUUGCUCAAUGGGCUUUCAGAAAAUGGAAAUAUCAUCAGUUCACAUCUCUUCGAGACCAACUAUGGGGUAGUGCUGUCUACCUGAAGGAGGCAAAUGCGAUCAGUGUGGAGCUGAAAAAGAAGGUGCAGUUCCAAUUUGUGCUGCUCACAGACACAUUGUACUCCCCUUUACCUCCUGAACUGCUGCCACCUGAAGCUGAGAAGAACCGGGAUUUGCGACCGUUUCCCCGUACAGUGGUGGCUGUCGAAGUCCAGGACCUCAAGAAUGGAGCAACACAUUAUUGGUCACUAGAGAAACUGAAACAGAGACUUGAUCUCAUGCGGGAGAUGUAUGAUCGGGCAGGAGAAAUGGGGUCUGCACAUGAAGAUGGGGAGAAUGCACUUACUGGCAAUGACCCAUUCUAUGACCGUUUCCACUGGUUUAAGUUGGUGGGCAGUUCUCCCAUUUUCCAUGGGUGCGUGAAUGAGCGGCUUGCAGAUCGCACUCCGUCUCCCACCUUUUCAACUGCCGACUCGGACAUCACCGAGCUGGCUGACGAACAACAGGAUGAAAUGGACGAGUAUGACGACGAGGCCUUUGUGGACGACACAGGCUCAGAUGUGGGGACUGAAGAGGGGUCGGACCUCUUCAGCGAUGGGCAGGACCCAUUUUAUGACCGCUCCCCCUGGUUCAUUUUAGUGGGAAGAGCCUUUGUAUACCUAAGUAAUUUGCUAUACCCAGUGCCCUUAGUUCAUCGGGUCGCUGUUGUCAGCGAGAAGGGUGAAGUCAGAGGCUUCUUACGUGUUGGUGUCCAAGCUAUUGCAGCUGAUGAAGAAGCUCCAGAUUAUGGAUCAGGUGUUCGUCAGUCAGGAACUGCCAAAAUCUCUUUUGAUGAUGAAUACUUUAAAGCUAGUGAUUUUUCCACAGUAGCGAUGACCAGGUCAGGACUCUCGCUUGAGGAACUGAGAAUCGUUGAAGGGCAGGGCCAGAUUUCAGAGGUCAUAACUCCAUCAGAAGAACUCAAUCGGAUAAAUGAACUGGACCUAAAAUCUGGCAAUUUGAAGGAUACCCGUCUGCUGAAUGAAGGUCUGUCUGAAAGUCUUGGUGAUCACUUGGAGGUGGGAACAAUCUUUACCUUUCGAGUAACGGUUCUGCAAGCCAGUGGAAUCCCUCCAGAGUAUGCAGAUAUUUUCUGUCAGUUCAAUUUUUUGCAUCGCCAUGAUGAAGCCUUUUCUACUGAACCUCUGAAGAACACAGGCCGUGGUUCUCCUCUAGGAUUUUAUCAUGUUCAGAAUGUGUCAGUGGAAGUGACAGAAUCAUUUAUAGAGUACAUCAAGACCAAGCCAAUUGUGUUUGAAGUCUUUGGACACUACCAGCAGCACCCACUUCACUUUCAAGGGCAGGACCUUGGCAGCCCUCCUCAGCCUUCUCGUAAAUACUUCCCUCCACCAAUGCCUCUGUCUAAGCCAGUUCCAGCCACUAAACUGAACACUAUCAGUAAACCCAACCUUGGCCAGUGUGUCAGCAAAUAUGACCUACUAGUGUGGUUUGAGAUCAGUGAACUGGAGCCGACUGGAGAGUACAUCCCAGCUGUAGUGGAUCACUCUGGAGCUCAACCUUGCCAAGGGACCUAUCUUUUACACCAGGGAAUCCAGCGUAGAAUCACAGUGACCAUCAUCCAUGAAAAAGGCAGUGAGCUUCACUGGAAGGAUGUUCGAGAGCUGGUGGUGGGACGUAUAAGAAACAAGGCAGAAGUGGAUGAUUCUGCAGCCGAUGCUGUUUUAUCACUCAAUAUUAUCUCAGCAAAAAAUGUAAAAUCAUCUCACAAUUCUAAUAGGACUUUUUAUCGCUUUGAAGCUGUAUGGGACAGUUCCUUGCACAACUCCCUUCUCCUCAAUCGUGUGACUCCAUAUGGGGAAAAAAUCUACAUGACACUUUCUGCUUACCUAGAGCUUGACCACUGCAUUCAGCCUGCUGUCAUUACAAAGGAUGUAUGCAUGGUAUUCUAUUCCAGAGAUGCCAAAAUCUCUCCACCUCGUUCUCUCCGGAACCUGUUUGGCAGUGGUUACUCCAAAUCUCCUGACUGUAACAGAGUCACUGGAAUCUAUGAACUCAGCCUGUGCAAAAUGGCAGACACUGGAAGCCCUGGCAUGCAGCGGCGAAGAAGAAAAGUCCUGGAUACUUCAGUGGCAUAUGUCAGGGGGGAAGAGAACUUGGCAGGCUGGCGGCCCCGAGGUGACAGCCUCAUCUUGGAACAUCAGUGGGAACUUGAGAAGCUGGAUCUGCUGCAUGAGGUUGAAAAGACGCGGCAUCUCCUUCUUCUGCGAGAGAAGCUCACCGAGACUGCUCCAAAGUCGCUCAGUGAAUCUAUUUCUCCCAGUAUGAGCAGUGGCACUCUAAGUACUUCUACCAGCAUCUCCUCUCAAAUCUCAACCACCACAUUUGAGAGCGCCAUCACCCCUAGUGAAAGCAGUGGUUAUGACUCUGCAGAUAUAGAGAGUCUGGUGGACAGAGAAAAGGAGCUUGCUACAAAGUGUUUGCGACUCCUGACUCACACAUUCAACAGAGAAUACAGCCAAGUUUGCCACAGUAUCAGUGACUGCAAGCUCUCAGACAUCUCUCCUAUGGGCCGGGAUCCCUCUGUCUCCAGUUUUAGCAGUGCCACCCUAACUCCUUCAUCAACUUGCCCCUCUCUAGCUGAUUCCAGAUGCAGCUCCAUUGACCAAAAAACACCAGAAGCCAACUCCAGAGCUUCCAGUCCCUCCUGUCCAGAUUAUGAGAACUUUCCACUGGUACAUCCAGUUGAAGCUUCUUACUUGGCAAGAGCUGCUAAAAAUGAGUUUCUUAACUUGGUUCCUGAUAUUGAAGAAAUGAGACCAGGAUCUGUAGUUUCCAAGAAGGGCUAUCUAAACUUUAUGGAGCCGCGUUCCAACUCCUGGGUGAAGCAUUUUGUAGUGGUCCGUCGGCCCUAUGUCUUCAUUUACAACAGUGACAAGGAUCCUGUAGAAAGGGGUGUACUGAACCUUUCCACAGCCCAGGUUGAGUACAGUGAAGAUCAACAAGCAAUGCUGAAGACUCCCAACACAUUUGCAGUAUGCACAAAGCACCGUGGGAUCCUGCUACAGGCUAUUAACGAUAAAGACAUGAAUGACUGGCUUUACGCUUUUAACCCACUGCUUGCUGGCACAAUAAGGUCGAAACUUGCUAGAAGACGUUCAGGUCAGCUGAAGAACUGAACAGCACCCCUAAAGGGGCUGGGUGUAUAGGGGGGCAGGGGGCUUCCUAAUGAUGGCCUUUUUUGAAGAUAUUGAGUGUUAACACUUAACUAAUCUUUGUGAUCUUGAUGGUUUUCUCUUGUAUGUAGACCUGUGGCUCUCUCUCUCUCUCUCUCUCUCUCUCUCAUUUAAAGCACUCUGUUUGUUUGUUUUACUCCUCUUUUCACUUCUGGUUCUUAUUUUUGACCAUUCCUAAUCCCUUCUAGUAGCAUGUUGUAAUACAGUCUAGUUGUGUGUGCACGCUUCCUCCUCAAUUCUCAGUUUUUGUGUCUGUAAGGUUGUCUUUGCAAUUUUUUUGUCAGUCUGAAAUAUUCUUGUUUGUGCCCAUAUGAUGGCAUUUGGCUUUCUUAAGAUGCACAGAGAUUCAUGCACUCACUGUGACUGAUACAUGGAUGCCAUCUGCCUACGUUUUGAGUGCAGAACCCACACUAAAAUGUAAAGUUGUUUCAAAGUUAAUGUAAACUGCUGUUGGAGACUGAAUGCAGGCUCCUAUGAUUUAUUUAGAUUUAUGUUUGGAAAAUGUGCUGUUCACAUUUCUAUCUCACUAUUGUCCCCAUUGGUAGGGUUAUGGGAACAUUCUGAAAGACAACAAACAACAUCUCUGAGUCAGGUUGAUGUCUUUCAUGGAGCAUCUGUUUCAGGUUAAUGUAGUCUGUUUCAUGAUUUGCAGAAUGUUCUUCUUUAAAUCAAGAGGAAAGAAAUACAGGAUUUUUUUUUUCUUUCUCCACUGCAGGAACAUAAUUCUGUGACAUCCGUGGCACUCUACAGGGGCAGUAUAAUUUUAUUCAGCUAGAUUGAAAAAUACCAAAAUGGCUGAUAGACAGCCAACACAAUGAGAGAGCACUUAGCAUUUCCUGCUGACUUCCCCAAAUGAGUAACGGAAUUGUCCUCCAGAGUUACGUCCAGUACUUAAUGGAGCCUGACCACACUGUGUUGUGGUUCACACUUUGGGUUCUUUUCCCACUUUGCUAAAUACAGUAGUUGAGCACCCAGAGUUUCCCAGCACUAAGCUGAGACUUUUAAAGCGGCAUAAUGAUCAAAAUCAUGAACCUGCCACAAAUACACACAGUGACAUAAAAUACAUACAGUAGAAAUGCACACACAACACACUGUUACUUGUGCACAUACAUGUUCAUGAACAGUAGAUUUUCAUACAUAUAUAAACAUGCAUGCAUACAUACACAUAAAAGAAGAAAGCAAGGAAUGUUCUCUGUAUCUUUAACCUCUGCAUCAUGUUCAGCAGUAUGCAGAAACAUGUCUCGGACUCUUUACUUUGUAUUCAUUUGAAUUUUGUUUCUGAAAUAUCAGGUUCAGGUGUAUAAACGUGCUAGACUGGCCAAAGUAGCUCUUUCAUUCCAGUGGCAGUGACCCUAAAUCAAAAGUCGCAGCCACAUGCACUUCCAGAUUUGCUUACCAUUGUGUCCCCAAAAUGAAUAGGCUGUUUGCAGCCAUCACAACGAAGAGACUGAAAAAACCACCCAUCAGCAGCUGUCUGAUCUGGCAUUUCUUUUAUUGUCUAUUUUAUACAGUCACUAAGAUUAUUUUUGUAUUGUCCUUCAAAAAGAUAAUUAACCAUCAUGACUGCAUUUGGAACAAUUUUUUCAUUGCCACUUCUUUGGGCUUUAAUUAAUGGCAUCAAUAUUUAUUUAUUUAAUUUUUUUUGCAGUAUGGGGGCCAAUGUGAGACAUUAGACAAUUAGACUGGUAUUUAAAAAUGUCUAAAGAUUUGGUGUGGCAAGAGAUGAAAACCUGGCAGUGUCACUGAUUGGCAGUGCAGUUUGAAACACACUAACAAUGUUAACUACACAGAAACGCAAUGGAAGGAGAAUUUUGUUUUUAUUUGCUUGAUUUGAUUUGCACAAACAUCCACAGCUCAAGUUAAGUUUGAACCAUAAGGGAACCAUUUGCAUAAUAUAUUUUAAAGGCAUUGUUCCCUUCUGUAUAUAAGAAGUAUAUUUUUCUUACUGGGUGCCCUGCAGUAGAAUGCGAAAUGCUUUGUGAUAUGAUUGUAUGGGAAGUGAGCUGCUAGUGUGCAUGCCAGUCUCGCGCCACGUGACACUGGUCAACCAGCCAGAAGUGCAUGCGCACUUAGGCACGCACACUGUCCUGGCAAAUCAUGAAUGGUGUUGAUGUUUUUGAUGAAGGGUGAUUUAUGUGGUGAAGAGGAAAUAGCAGGCAGCCAUUGCAGGCAUUUUUAAUUUAUUUUUUUAUUUGAAUGAUUAUGGGCAUUGUGGCUUAAGCCUGAAAUGAAGUUUCUGGUGUGAAGGGAUUUCUCUGGUAUGUUGUUACCAGAUGUCUUCUGUAUGGUGGUAUGAGCCCUAAGGUUUGCUAGCCUACAGACCUCAAUCACUUUUACAGGGAAAAUGGCAGAUAUUCAUUAUGUUUCACUUCUGCUUAAAUGUUUUGCAUACUUAUUUUUGUUAUUAACAAUACUUGAUAAUAUUUAACUGGAAAUGUAUUUCAUGAUUAAUGUAUCAUGCUAGUAGAAAGAAAUAUUGCCGUUAAGGGUGUGGAGCCUGUUUCCCAAGCAGCUUGACCCUGUCAUCAUGGUGCAUCUCAGAAACGCAUUUUAUUUGUGACUGCUGGCAUUUACUAACAUGAAAUGUGUGGCACUUUUUUUUUUAUUAACUGUAUUUAUUUAGUUUAUUUUUUGUACAUAGUAGUUUGCAUUUUUUUGCACAUGGUAUGCAUGUAGGUAGAAAGGGACAUUUUCAGUUGCAGUCAUUCCCUCUAACUCUGCUUAAACAAAUACUUGAACAACAUGAAGCAGUCUGAUAAAGAAAAAUAGGGACAUCUUUAAAAAUACAACCAACAUGGGGGUUUCACUCCUGAGGUCAAAGCUGCUGAAUGUAACAUCAUUGUGAUGAUGCAGGUGUGCGUCUUGUCAUGUGCCCCUCUCCUCCCUGCCAACACCUUUGUACUCCUUUUGAAUUAUAAAUCCUGUAUGAAAAUUUUAUGCUUCCUGCAAAAAAGAAAAUGUCAACCUGUUUCAGUGAUUUCACUUCCAAAAACGUUCAGCAACAGUCAUAGAUGGCCAGCAGCAGACUCUGAAUCCAAAUACAAACAAACAGGAAGGGGAUUCUUAUUAGUUUUGGGAGUUUUGUCCUACUUUGAGCCAUUGCUGCUAUAUAGUCAAAGCGGACUACUCAGUUCUAAAAAGAAAAUAUGAGCAAUGAAGUUCUGCACAACCAAUUUUUUAUUUUUUUUUGGGUAGGAGCGGACCACUCUUGUACUCCUUAGCAGGAGCUCAGUUCUCCUCCUUGGCCUCAACUUGGUUCUCAGGAUAUAAUUUACAGUAUUUUAGCCGUUUAUUUUAGGUCGGCUUUUUUCAGGUUUCAAAUCAUUAGUAAUGCCGUUUAAGGUGCAACACUGUUCUGUUCUGUUCAGAGAGUUGUGGCAUCCUGCUGUCCCAUUUAGUUGCCAACAUCACUAUAACAAAAAAAAACAUAAUUUAACAUGCUAGAUUUUUUUCCAUUCUUUGCUUCCUGGAAAUAAACAGAAAAACUCACCCUGAAAUUUAUGGUUGGCAUUUCCUUUGACUAUUUUCAGUUGUAUCAUCAAUGCUGUACAUUAUUUGUCAGAUUUGCUUCAUUUUCAUACAUUUAUUUUGUAAAUAUGAGUGUUGUAUGGAGCUUGAAUUAAACUGUAAAUAUGUUUCAUGUAUUUGUACUAAUUAUAAUCCAUUUGCUGUAUAGCAUAGACGUGUAAUGCAGAUCUAUCUAAUUCUGUGUAUGGUAAUCUUGCACCACUGAACUGUUAAGUAAACCAGAUUUAAAAGAAAAAACAAAAUUAAA